AUGCACACCCGAGCCAAGUCUGUCAUGUUGGAGCCUUCUCGGGAUUUGUACAUUCAUGUUGGCUGGCCUUUGUACCGAAAAUAUGGUCAUGCUUUUGAGGCAUUCAAGUUAAUUGUUAAUGAUCCUGAUUCAGUUCUUAAUUCCCUCACCCGUGAAGUUAAAGAAACUGGCCCUGAUGGAAAGGAGGUGACUAAAGUGGUUCCUGCUAUGUCAGAGGAAGUUAAAGAUGCGUUAAUAAAAAACAUUAGGAGAAGAAUGACUCCACAGCCAUUGAAGAUUCGGGCUGAUAUUGAAAUGAAAUGUUUCCAGUUUGAUGGUGUUCUUCACAUUAAGGAAGCCAUGCGGAAAGCUGAAGCGGCUGGCAAUAAAGAUUGCCCAGUGAAAAUUAAACUUGUUGCUCCUCCAUCAUAUGUUCUUAAUACCCAGACACUUGACAAGGAACAAGGCAUAGCAAUACUUAAUAAAGCAAUUCAAGCAUGCUCUGAAGAAAUAGAGCGGCACAAGGGAAAACUUACUGUAAAGGAGGCAGCUAGAGCAGUGAGUGAACGGGAGGAUAAACUACUUGCUGAACACAUGGCUAAGCUAGGUCGUGAAAAUGAAGAGGUGAGUGGCGAUGAAGGCAGUGAAGAGGAGGAAGAUAUCGGAAUGGGAGAUAUUGACUUGGAGAACUCUGGCACUGGGAUAGCAGAUUGAGAAUGCAACUUAGGUGAUGACUGAGAUUUUUUUUAUUUUAUUUUUUAAAAAUCUUAUACUGUUACCUUUACUUUUCAACUCGCGAGUGUCUGAACUGAUGUAGAAAACCUGUGUCAAAAGUAACCGCGUUGGUCAUUUUUGAUUUGGCCUAUGUUGGCCAGUGUUCUCUUUUUUGCCAAUAUGAUGUUAAUUCAUUUGCAUUACUGUUCAA
This is a messenger RNA of Camellia sinensis, 904 nucleotides long. The record is from RefSeq and is a predicted model, not a curated record. Lineage: Eukaryota; Viridiplantae; Streptophyta; Magnoliopsida; Ericales; Theaceae.